AGACUUCUCAGACCUCUCAGACUUCUCAACUGUUCUCACUUCACUUAAGGAUAUUACAUCACGAGAAAUAGCAUCUUCUGAGUGCCCCAACUGCCAACUGCACAGAGACUGGAUUUUUCAAAGGGAAAAAUGUGGCAAAAGGCUAUUGUGAUGGUGGUAAUUCUGGGCUUCACUAGUCAGACUGAAGACAUUGAAUUCAAAAGUGACCUACCCCACCUCCUUCUGCAAGACAAUAACUCUAAUUCCAGUUUUAUCAACAAGGACAGAGAUUAUGUUGAAGAUGGUGCAUUUGAAGAGAAGUCAGAUCUCCUGAAAGACAUAGCCUCUCCUACCAGUUUUGUCACCAAGGACGAUGCUUAUAUCAAAGACAUAGAAUCUGAAUACAUGUUGGUUUCUCCAAAUAUACACUCUGACCUUACAAGUGCAUUGCUGCCGCCUCACAAAGAGGCACAAGCAAAGAAAGAGAAUGAAACCCCAAAAGAGUGGCCAGUAAAACGAUUUCGGCGGGAAAAUGUAGUGGAUGAGGGUUCAGGAAUGUCUGAAAAUGAAACUGUAGUGGAUGAGGGUUCAGGAAUAGGGAAUGAGGGUUCAGGAAUAUCUGAAAAUGAAACCACAUCUGGAACAACACAAUCAACAUCAACUGGGGCAACCACCACAACCACUACAAUUUCCACAGCAACAACUCGUCCGGCUCCUGUUAUUCAAUUGCAGGCUGUUAUACUUAUAGUAUUCACGGCAGCUCUUGAGGACACGCAGAGCCAAGAGUUCCGGCAGCAAGCAACAGUGGUUGAACGUGCAUUUGAUGUGAUCUAUAGUGAAAAGUAUGGUAUUUUGUUCGUGCGGACUAUUGUUAUAGCAUUCAGGCGGUCUACUCGUAACCGAAUGGACGAAGUUGAGACAGAUAUUGAACUUGUGUUCAACGAGGAUUCAACGGAACCCCUUCCUCAAAGUUCUGAUGUGGUUAAUACCUUGGUUACUGCAAUGACCAGCCCUAAUUCAGGCUUUAAUCUGACUGUGCUAGCUGACUCCAUAAGGGUUACAAGUGCCCCCCGCCUAAUGAGCAUUCCCCAAUUCCGCACCAAUGAAACAUUUACUGAUGAUCUUUCUAAUUCCCUCUCCAAUGCCUUCCGUAAUAGAUCCUCACUCAUCAAAAGAGAGCUGGAGCCAUUUUUCCUUGAAGAUAUCCAAGAUUUCAUAAGCCUCACUCCAACAAGCUUCAGAAAUGGUUCGAUUAUUCAUUCAACAAACCUUACCGUGACCGCCAACGGCACAUUUCCUAAUGACUUGCAGAUUAUAGGCACCUUGACUAGAGCUGCGUUGAGUGGAAAUGUGUCAUUUACCAUCAUCUCCAUCAAUGGCAUAGCAUUGUCAGCUGGUGAAGUCAGCAGCAGUAUUAACCUCAUGAGUGUCUGUGGGCUCACCAUACUGUCACUCCUUGCGGCUAAGCCCUGGUAGACCCUGAGAUCUCUCACCUUUGACCUUGUUCACGCAGAACCUACUGUCAUGAAGUAAAAGUUUGUUUUGCCUACUCUGGCACUAUCUCGUCCCAUCACUUUU
Molecule: messenger RNA, 1557 nt
Organism: Alosa sapidissima (American shad)
Lineage: Eukaryota; Metazoa; Chordata; Actinopteri; Clupeiformes; Clupeidae
Exons: 9
Coding region: 130-1455 (441 amino acids)
Source: RefSeq, a predicted model, not a curated record